Molecule: messenger RNA, 1631 nt
Organism: Protobothrops mucrosquamatus (brown spotted pit viper)
Lineage: Eukaryota; Metazoa; Chordata; Lepidosauria; Squamata; Viperidae
Product: GTPase IMAP family member 2
Exons: 2
Coding region: 1-798 (265 amino acids)
Molecular function (GO): GTP binding
Source: RefSeq, a predicted model, not a curated record
AUGGAUGAAGAGGCCGCGCUGGGGGAGGUCGCCGAACUCCGGCUGAUCCUGGUGGGGAAAUCCGGAGGCGGGAAGAGCGCCACGGGCAACACCAUCCUUGGCCGGGGAGAGUUCGAAUCCCACCUGGCAGUGAGGGCCACCACCUUGCGGUGCCAAAGCGGGGAGGGAAACUGGCAGGGCAAGAGGAUCUGCGUGGUUGACACGCCCGACAUUUUCGACUCGGAGACCUGCAGUGAGAUUCUGGAACGGGAGAUCGCGUCUUGCAUCGCGCUCUCCAGGCCCGGCCCCCACGCCCUGAUCUUGGUGACCCAGGUGGGGCGCUUCACCGCGGAAGACGUGGCCGCCGCAAAGCGGGUCUGGGAUAUCUUUGGGGCCAAGUCCGCCAGGCGCACCAUCGUCCUCUUCACCUGCCUGGAGGAUUUGGGAGGGGCCUCCCUCCAGCAGUAUGUCCGAAGCUCCGACAACCAGGAUCUGCGGAAGCUGAUCCGGCAGUGCCGGAACCGCUUCUGCGGCUUCGACAACAAGGCCAAGGGCGCCGAGCGGGAGAGGCAGGUCUCGGAGCUGAUGGAGAUGGUGGAGAGAAUCGUUUCGGAGAACCGGGGGAGAUACUACGUCCACCGGCUGUACAAGGCGCCCCGCAGAGUACGGGUUGAGAACGUCCGAUCUUUCCCGGCCACCGUCCGGGAAAGGCUGUUACCGAGGCCCUUGACCUGCCCAGAAAUUGUGGCCCUGUCUGUGUUGGUUUCCUUCUUGCUGGCGAUUGUGAUUGCGGUUGUUCUCAUGUUCUACUUUAAGUGAGUGGGAUUUUUUCGUUCGUACCCGGAUAACGGACCGGUGUAGCCAAUGAGGCAGACGACCGACUUCGACGGAGAGUUAGGACUGCAGGAAAAAAUAAUAAUAACGAUCGCAACCAAUGGGCCUUCCACGGAGCGCCUGUGUAUUGCAGGGGUGUGUGGUUGUCAGAAAGAGGCCUGUGAACAUAUAACCACAAGUGCCUAAUAUUUUAUCAGUAACAUAUUGUCUCGGUUCCCACAUUUACCUCGUUUUUUCUAGCCAGUGAUAAACGCUCUAAAAUCAACUGCCGUCUUGUUUCGCUUUCAUUUUCAAUGUCAAUCUAUCCAUGUCUGCACACUAAAAGAUUUUUUUUUUAAUGAAUAGGAAACAAGACUGUUAUACUUGUAUUAUCAAUUAGUUGAUGUAAGAUAACGAGAAAUAGAAUUAUAUCUCAAUGGAUAAGACGUGUAUUCUGAACGUUAGACUUCGUGACGAAGGGUGAAAAUGGGAACUUGGGUUCACUCCAAACUUGGAAAUUAUAAAUAUUAAAAAUGUUGACAGUUCAACAUCAAUGGGAAAUUAAACAUUGGGGGGAACUCAUUAGGACGUGGAUUGUCUAUAACGACUGAAUGUUAAAAGAAAAAGGAUAUGUGUAAGCCAAACAUUAUUGAUAAAUCUUAAGAAAGUCAUUUUUAUUUCAUUGGUUUAAUAAGAAUUGUAUUAGUUUAAAACAGAAGGCAGUAAAUGUGAAAGAGAAAAGAGAGGAACAAUUUAAUGUAGUAGCUUCCGACUUGUAUUAAGGCUACUUGUACGUUAUCGUAUUAUCGAUUAACCCAGCCGCCACCUUGCUUUUUAAA